Molecule: messenger RNA, 2231 nt
Organism: Chironomus riparius
Lineage: Eukaryota; Metazoa; Arthropoda; Insecta; Diptera; Chironomidae
Source: the annotation of a GenBank genome assembly
GUGGUUGAGACGGAAAAAAAUUCAUACCGCGUUUAAAGUAAUUAAGAAAAGUUUGGAUUGUGCAAUAGAAGUGAAUUGAUAAUUUAGUGGAUAUUGAGCGAAUAAAUCAAUAUAAAGAAGAAAGGAAUUAGUUCCAAUAAAUAAAGAUUAUAAUUAAAAUCUGACGCUCAACAAUUGUGUCCAUAAUUAAUUUUUAUAAUUCUCCCAUUCUCCUUCCACAUCGUCUUUCGAUAUUUCUUUUAUUACACUGAAAAAAAGGAAUAAAAGAAGCAAUAAGUAUAAUACGAAAAAGAAUAUGACGAAAUGCAACAAAGAGGAAGAAGAGAAAUGUUGAUGGAUUUUAAUUAAUGAUUGCAACAUCUCGUCCAUAUUUAUAUGAAUUCCUCAUACAUAUAGUAUUUUUCGUGGUGCAGCAAAAUUGACGAUAAUAUUAACUUUUUUACAAUAAUAAAGUUCAUUGAAUUUAUAAUGUACGAAUUGUGUGCAUAAAAGGGAAGUAAUAUUUAUAUUCAAGAAUGGGAACAAUGCAAAAAAUUCAUGCACCGGCCGUAUGCGAUAAAGUUCUUGCCGGCGUUCCGCAAUUACUCGAUGAUUUUCAUAAAAUGAUUGAUGAUCAGGAGACUGCGGAUGUCGUUUUUCUUUUGGGUCGCGAAGAGGAAAGAAUUUAUGCACAUCGAUUAAUCCUCAUGGCUCGAUGUAAAAGCUUUCAAGUUACUGCUACAAGCAACAAAGCAAGAGGAGACAUUUGUAGAAUCCCUGGAUCAACUGUCUUACCACCGUCGUCUCCUGGCACACCAGCUUUAAUUCGAUUACCCCAUAUCCGUGCUGAAGAUUUUCGACAAUUUAUUACUUAUGUUUACACUGCAAAAAUUAUAUUGCAUGACUCGAAAGUCUUCCAAAUUAUGAUCAUUGCUAAUGAUCUUGGGUUAAAUGAUUUGAAGACAGCGUGUGAGGAUCACGUUAUUGCAACAAUGUCUGUCGAUAAUGCAUGUUGCUUUUUAACAAAUGCAUUGGAAAUACAAGAAAAGGUCGGCGGUAAAUGUACAGACUCGUUUGUUGAUCGCUGCAUUGCAUUCAUCGGUGAAAAUGCUAACGAGUGUACAAAAACAAACGGAUUCUUAAAGCUCUCUAAAGAUGCGAUUGUUAAGAUUAUCUCAUCGGAUUUUCUGUGCCUUGAAGAAGAGAAUGUUUUUCGUGCCGUGCUAGAAUGGAGUAAAAAUCAAGCCGGUGUGACUCAGCCACUUCCACAUUGGAACGAAGAAGAACGUCAAAGAGUUUGUAAAUAUCUUUCACCGAUCAUUCAUCACGUUCGACUGUUAUUAAUUGAUAGUCAAGUUUUUGCCGAAGAAAUAGAACCAACGGGAGCUAUUCCAAUGGAGUUGGUGCUUGAAAGAUAUCGAUUUGCAGCUCUACAAUCAAAUAAACUUCCAGGAAUGCCACCAAUUCAAAGUGUUUCUACAGAAUUUGAUAAGCGUUUGCAACCUCGUUUGUCACUUAAUUUGUUUCCAGGAUCGAAUAUUCUGAGAAAUGACAAGAUGCAUCUACAGACAACACUGAAUAAUUGGUAUGGAAAUCCAAAGCAAACAUGGCGUUUAGUUUACAGAGCAUCAACCCAUGGAUAUACGGCAGCUGCAUUUCAUCGCUUGUGUGACGGAAUUGCACCACUUAUGGUCGUUGUCUUGGGUUAUCGAGGUGAAAUAAGUGGAGGUUUUACAGACGUAGCAUUCACAAAGACUAAUCGUAAAGGAGGAUAUUUGCAUGGCGAACGUUGCUUCUUAUUUGCUCUUAGUUCGCCUCAAGCCAAUUUUCAAGUUGCAAAAUACGACAUUGUAAAGAAACCGUAUUCGAUAUGCUAUUAUAAGGAAUGCGGACCGAUUUUUGGAGCCGGAGCUGACUUAUUGAUUGCCAAUAAUUGUAACGUAAAUACUGACUCAUACUCAAACUUGCCACAUUCUUAUGAUGGACCAAGUGCAUCAUACACAUCACUUUUUGGAGAUUAUAAUUUCAUGAUUAAUGAUUACGAAGUAUUCACUUUAGGAUAAGUACUGAUUCAUUUCAUUAAGAACUGUUGCUAAUCUGCAAUUUUUGAGAUUAAAAGUAAAGCUGACAAUAAAAUAUUUUUAACAAUGGUCUAUUUUGAGCAUUUAGUGUUGUUUCAAAUUCUUUGUGCUAAACCAGUAGUUAAAGUCUAAUCUUAACAAAAGUUGUGAAAGUGGAGCAGAGCACAAGCC